CUGRUGCGCUGACUUUUUGCGGGGUUGAUGUACAGUAGCUAGCUAUCACAUUUAGCCACCUAAACGGAGGUACACAGAAGCGAAGURGCCCGUCUUAACCGAUAAACCGACAGGUUGUGGGUGGGUGAUUUCCACAAGAUGUCGUUCCCUCAUCUCAACCGAACCCUUUUGCCACCGGGCAUCCCCCCUCCACAGUUUGCUGGUUUUCCUUCAGGUACCCCAAUGAUACCAGUCCACAUGGGUAUUAUGACCCAAACCCCCGCGGUCUUGGUGCCCACCUCCAUGCCUGUGGCACCCAGGAAGGAGGCCGCCCUGGUGAAGGCCAAGGAGACGGACGAGAACAGUGGCCCCACCACCACUGUGUUUGUAGGGAACAUCUCAGAGAAAGCCUCGGACAUGCUGAUUCGACAGCUGCUGGCGAAAUGUGGCCUGGUCCUAAGCUGGAAGAGAGUCCAAGGAGCCUCUGGAAAACUUCAAGCUUUUGGGUUCUGUGAGUACAAAGAGCCUGAGUCAACGCUGCGGGCCCUGCGGCUGCUCCACSAGCUGCAGAUCGGGGUGAAAAAGCUGCUGGUGAAGGUGGACGCCAAGACCAAGGCCCAGCUGGAUGAUUUCAAGGCCAAGAAGAAGAGCAGCACCAACGGCAAUGGGGCAAAGGCAGAGGGUGGAAAAGAGGAGGCGGAGGGARAGGAGGAGGUGAUCGACGAGGACACUAAGAGGCGGGAUCAGGUCGUCAAGGGCGCCAUCGACGGUCUGAUCCGCGAGUAUGCCAGCGAGCUCAAUGCUGCCUUGAAUGAUGAGUCCCCCCACCGCAGGAAGAAGAAAGAGAAGAAAGAAGAGGAGGAUAUCAACGCAAUUGACGGAUUGGAGGAUGACAAGAGAGACCUGAUUUCUAGAGAGAUCAGUAAAUUCCGCGACACCCACAAGAAACUGGAGGAGGAGAAGGACAAGAAAGAGAAGGAGCGUGCAGAGUUUGAUCGCGAGCGACGGGAGAGGGACAAGGAGAGGGAACGCGAAAGGGAGCGMCGGGACCGCGAGCGGGAGAAAGAGCGCGAGAAAGAGCGUGAGAAGGAGAGGGAGCGCGAGCGCGAGAGAGACCGUGAACGGGACAGGAGUGACCGUGAUCGCAACCGGACGAAAGAGAGAGAGCGGGAGUGGGAAAGGGAGAGGAGCCGCGACAGGAGCAAUGACCGCAGCCACUCCAGGUGUGUGUUUUUAAAUAAAGCAAUGAAUUGUGAAGUAAGGAAUGAUUGGGAGGUAACUAGGUUGAUGUUAUGUUGUAGAGAGGUGAGUCGCGACAGAGACAAGGACAAGAAGCGUGACCAGGAGGAUGAGGAGGAGGUCUACGAGCGGAGAAGGCUGGAGAGGAAACUCCGAGACAAGGAGGCAGCCUAUCAAGAGCGUCUGAAAAACUGGGAGGUCCGCGAGAGGAAGAAGGCUCGAGACUACUCCAAGGAGUCUGAGCGGGAGGAAGAGCGCAGGAGAGAGAUGACUAAAGAAAGCAAACGGCUGAAGGAGUUCCUGGAGGACUAUGAUGACGACAGAGAUGACCCUAAGUACUACAGGGGCAGCGCACUGCAGAAGCGUCUGAGAGACCGGGAGAAGGAGACUGAGGUGGAUGAGCGUGACAGGAAGAGAGAGAAGGAAGAGCUGGAGGAGAUCAGACAAAGGCUGCUGGCCGAGGGACACCCAGACCCCGAAGCCGAGAUACGCAGGAUGGAAGAGGAGGCGGAGCGUCUGCGGCAGCCUCCGGUGAAGCUAGAGCCCGACCCUGAGGAGGAGCAGGUACACAAGGCCCCACGGAGAGAGAGAGAGGGGGAGGAGGAGUUUGAUGACGACCAAUCGGUGUCCAAGCCCUGCCUGAAGCCCACGCUGCGGCCAAUCACGGCGGCCCCCUCUGUUUCGUCAGCCAGCGGGGGUGCCACCCCCAACACGCCUUGUGGCGGGGACGAGUCGCCCUCCGGCAUCAUCAUCCCCCACGAGAACUCUCCCCCUCACGAGACCCCGCCUCAGGAGUUCCGCCCCAAGAUCGGSCUCAGUCUCAAACUGGGAGCCACUAGCAGCCCCAGCCAGCCCAACGUGGCCAUCAAACGCAAGAAGCUCACUGUGGACAGCGUCUUUAACAAAUUCGAAGACGAGGAGGCAGACGAGGCUCCCCGCAAGCGCAAGCUGGUGCCUCUGGACUACGGCGACGACGACAAGAACCUCCAGAGUGUGGUAGACGGCGCCUCGGGCCUGGCGGCCAUCAAGGGCGCCAACACAGAGGAGAAACGCAAGCACAUCAAGAGCCUGAUCGAGAAGAUCCCCACGGGCAAGACRGAGCUGUUCUCCUACCCGCUGGACUGGUCCGCCGUGGACUCGACUCUGAUGGAUCGACGCAUACGCCCCUGGAUCAACAAAAAGAUAAUCGAGUACAUUGGAGAAGAGGAGGCUACGCUAGUCGAUUUUGUCUGCUCAAAGGUGAUGGCUCAUGGUACACCACAGGGCAUCUUGGAUGAUGUUGCCAUGGUUUUGGAUGAAGAAGCAGAGGUCUUCAUCGUCAAGAUGUGGCGGUUGCUGAUCUACGAAACGGAAGCCAAGAAGAUUGGGCUGGUGAAAUAAGAAACCCAAGAAAGCACUGAACGAAUCCAACUUUUUCUAAUAGAGUAAUCUGACUUUAGUGUUGUCAGUCACCAAAAAGACUUCUCAAUUUGAGCGGCCUAAAAUCAAAUGGGCUCAACCUAAUACCCCAACAGCAUUCACUCGUUGAGCUCCCRUUUUCUCAUUCUUCCAAUAGACUCUGGUACAUGUCAUGUUACUCUACUGCAGCUGCUGACUUUGUAUUGGUGUAUAGCCUACGUGUGUGCUUGAAUGACUGACGACGUGCUUAUUGAAGAUGCAUGAAAGCAACCACUUGGACAAUGACCCUACUACAGUUUCUUGGCUCGAGUUGGAUGUUCUGWGGGUGACAGUGGAGGUAGCGGAUUAGGGGUUAACGGUUGAAGAGAACAUAGCUACUAAGCUGUGGAAAGAAGUUCACCGUUCUGUUUCUCUAUAGUUUUGUGACGUUAGUACUCGGAACCAUUCACAACUUCUAUAUCAUAAAAGUUAUUUGACUGCUGUUUCGACGUGGCAUCUGCUGAGUGAAACUUCUGUUUAUGCGAAGGGUAAACCUUAAAGGUAUUUUUGUUUUUGUAUUACAAACAAUACUUUCUAUAAAUUCUGCUAUUGAACAUUUGAYUUGUGGUUGGUUGGUCUUGUAACACAGGCAACAGCACCGCCUGGAAAGGAUACUGAUUUGUGUAAACAUUGUUUCCAUUUUUUCUUUUUGUACCAGUGGAAAUUUUGUUUGGAAUAAAGAUUUUUUUUAAAGAAUUGUA
Molecule: messenger RNA, 3356 nt
Organism: Salvelinus sp. IW2-2015
Lineage: Eukaryota; Metazoa; Chordata; Actinopteri; Salmoniformes; Salmonidae
Source: RefSeq, a predicted model, not a curated record